GCGCUUGUAGCCAUCGCACGAAGCAAAGGAUAGCGUCGUUGACGUAGGACAGCCGAUCAAAAAGUUGAAUGCGACCUCCUUGCGCCCGAUGGCGUACUGCUGUGUGCCACAUUGCCGGUCGGAUGGGAAACAAAGGAUUCCUGGUGUUUCUUUUCACGAAAUUCCUGCGGGGGAGACAGCACGGCAGCAGUGGAUAAAGGCUAUACGAAGAGACGACUGGGUGCCCAACACGACGUCGAACUACUCCAGAGUGUGCAGCAAACACUUCAGGGAGACAGACUUCGCAGAGGGAAAACGGCGUCGCCUGAAAAAUGGCGUUAUCCCCACCCAGCAGACGCCAACGAUUUCCGCCAAGCUGCCAGAGGAAGCUGUUCACGUGUUGGAGCGCUUGAAGCGGACAAAUGUGCCAGCUAGACUUCCAACAUUGCAGCUGUCAGCAGUUGUUUAUGUUGGUGGCUACAUCGCACGCGUUGUUAUGGAGCACAUGGAUUGUGAAGAUUGCUGUGCCGUUACAACGAAAGCUCUUUCCAACCAGCCACUCCAGCAGUUUGUUCGGCAUCAAGACAGAGGCGGACUGCUCUAUCCUUCGGACAAGCUGCUCUACGUCCUGGAAACCUUGCGGCAGUUUGUAGAAACGGCACUUCAAAGGGAGCCAAGGCUUCAAAAGCCCCUGAAAACACUGCUUGAAGCAGCUGUUCCAGCCGUGUCAAAUUCAGCGCUACUGAAGUGCACUACGUCUGAUAGCCAGCACCACAAUGAUCUAGCCGUGCUGGUUUGCACAAGAUUCAUCAGGCCACUCCUUGUCAACUAUGCUUCUACAACCACGGAUAUAAAACAUUUUUCCAGAAGCCGCUAUCACGAAAAUAUGUGA
Molecule: messenger RNA, 871 nt
Organism: Rhipicephalus sanguineus (brown dog tick)
Lineage: Eukaryota; Metazoa; Arthropoda; Arachnida; Ixodida; Ixodidae
Exons: 2
Coding region: 89-871 (260 amino acids)
Molecular function (GO): sequence-specific DNA binding
Source: RefSeq, a predicted model, not a curated record